This is a messenger RNA of Soboliphyme baturini, 451 nucleotides long. The record is from the annotation of a GenBank genome assembly. NCBI's taxonomy places the organism in Eukaryota, Metazoa, Nematoda, Enoplea, Dioctophymatida, Soboliphymatidae.
UACCUCGCUUUAAUAAUUUGCAUCAGUCGACAACUUUUUUGAUCAGAACUUUCAGAUAGGUGGAAAUCGCGGAUCGUUUUGCAUUUCUGUAGAGAAUGACCUGGUAGUUGGCGAGAACGUCAAACUGGCCAAGUUGUCAUGCCACCAGCGGACCUCUUACCUGUGGCACACAGUAACCCGCAAUGACGUCGUGUCGGUCAAAGCGAGCAAGUUUCUGAUUUGUUUGGCGUACAAAGAUCGCUCGGUGACGUUUCAUUCUUCCGUGACCGGCACCCUGUUGUCUCCCGCGCUUCUUCUUGACAGUGCAGCAUCAUCUAUUACCGUAAAGGACGCGUACGUAAUGGUCAUUGAGACCUCGGGUGGCCUGAGGGUGUGGAGUUUUGCCGAUACCUUCAAACUGCACUGUAAUACCUCAGUUUUGCCCCUUUUGAAAAGUAAUUCGGAUUUUUAA